Molecule: messenger RNA, 1584 nt
Organism: Hemibagrus wyckioides
Lineage: Eukaryota; Metazoa; Chordata; Actinopteri; Siluriformes; Bagridae
Product: transcription factor SOX-30-like
Exons: 5
Coding region: 274-1482 (402 amino acids)
Source: RefSeq, a predicted model, not a curated record
UCUGUGUGUGUGUGUGUCUCUGUGUGAGUGUGUGUGUGUCUCUGUGUGCGUGUGUGUGUGUGUGUGUGAAGAUCCGCGACACUUGAAAUGUAUAAAUGCGCUCGCGCCGUUGUUCCAUAACGGUUAGUUGUAAGAGAAAGGACAAGUGACGCUUGGAAUAACGUUAAACAGCUAUUUACCACAACAGUGGACCAACAUCCCAAACGAAGAGCUCAGAUAUCGUUCAAGGAACUUGAGGAAAAUAAAAUCGACGAACUUGGAAACGAAGUUAGGAUGAAAAUGGACGCCUAUAGUUUUAAACAAUCCUCCCACCCUGUGAAGAUUAGCAUCGAACAACAGACUUCGCUAAUGGGAGACAAGAGGAGCAUAAAAAACCUUGAUUGUGGAAAACCUCUGAAAAUAGAAGACCGCAGAAAUGCUAUCUCGGGUAAUAAGACGUAUAAUACCUUUACCACAUCGUCUUCUACAGCUCCUUUGACGUUCUUUAAAGAACAGAGUGCCUCCUUUACUAACGGCAGUCAUUUCUCGGUUAACGAAAAGAAAACUGUAGAAGAUCCUCCUCCGUAUUGUGGACCUUCUGUUGUGGAUAAACCAGACCCUCUAAGUCCGCAUUUCACCAUCGUGAGCACGGAGACGCUUACACACAGUCCAGUCGUUUCCUCUCAGCCAAUCAGCGCGUGCAGCGUCGAAGCGGCCACCGAGCGCGCGAGCCUCCCUCAGCUUCCCUCAGAAACAGAUUAUUAUAACACAGCAAAUUACAUAGAUAAAAAAGGCUACAUUAAGAAGCCCAUGAAUGCCUUCCUUAUUUGGUCGAGGAUACAUCGACCUAUCUUCUCCAUGGCCAACCCAUUUGCCAGUAAUGCACAGAUCAGCACACAACUAGGAAAUGAGUGGAGAAAACUGAGUGAAGAACAAAAGGCACCCUACUUUGCAGAGUCAUGGAGGCUUAAAUGGAAACACAGACAGCAAUUUCCUGACUGGGUUUAUAAUCCAGGGAAGAAAAAGCAAUUCAGCCCACCUGUAGACACUACCUCUAAUGCCUCAUCAACUGUGGCCCAGGCACUGUCUCCGAGACCUGUGCCUCAUGACAUCGUUCUAGCAUCACCCAUAAACUCCACCUCGCAAAACUCAGCCUUUCAGACCAGUCUAAUGUUUUCUGGCAAUUUGCAGUGUAGAACCUCACAAAGGACACCUGUUCUAGGGCCAAACCAUCCUAUAGUCAUGGACAUGCCAAGAGGAGCACCAGUCCAUGGCCUGCUUCCUGGAUCGAGUGGCCAUUUCCUUGGCCUUUCCCACGUAUAUUUACAAGUACCACUGUUUCAUAGGGGCACCCACUUUGUCCCACCACCUAUCCCACUUGUUCCACAAUACGGUAUGCCGGGGUUGCCAUUCUACCAGACCAGCUCCUUGCUUUAUUCUGACUACACAAGCAUGGGCCUGUACAAUGACUCUUUUCAAAACUACAAUGACUUUUCUGGUUAAAUCAGAACUGUGCCUUUUGCAUAGAGUCUGGGGACUGGCCAUACAACCAGAAGACUCACUUUAGCACAUGAGUUUGAGAAUGUGUUUAACAACCUUGCUCAG